Acanthoscelides obtectus is the source of this 2642-nucleotide messenger RNA. NCBI's taxonomy places the organism in Eukaryota, Metazoa, Arthropoda, Insecta, Coleoptera, Chrysomelidae. The record is from the annotation of a GenBank genome assembly.
UCUGGCAACACGGUGCGUCGAGGCGCCAGGCUGCGCCCGCGUCUCGAGAGCGGAUCGACCGCCUUCACUUUCCAGGUGUUCCCAUCGCUUACGUGCUUACGAAAAUAGCCAAAUUAUAAAAUGGACGAUUAUCGUGCAAGCUCGCCGUCACAGACUUCUCAUAUGCUGUCCGAAGAUCCAGACGUCUCCCCUUACCGUGAUAAGGCCGUACUUACAAAGCCUGUGAUAAACUACCGCAAUAACAAUGAAAAUAAUUUCAUCAGUGGUUAUGUGCCCGUGGAUACUACAAAACCGAAGUAUAGAGGAAGAAAGACGUUUGCGUUUUGGACCCUGUUGACGCUACUUUUUAUCCUAGUUAUUGGAAACCUGAUGUUAACUUUGACUAUCGUUGGGGUUUUGAGAUUGGGCCAUGGAACGCAAAAUAUACACCUCGUUCCGAAUCACGAAGCCAUCAAGUUUUCGGGAGAUGUAGAUUUGGACCACAUUUACAAACGCGACGGCAGGAUCGAAGGAUUCCAGGAUAAGCCUGUCGAAAUAUUGUCCAGAAAUAGCCCUAUUCUCCUUAAUCUGAGCAAAAACGGCAGAGGUGUUAAUAAGGCUAAAGUCGACUUGAACGAAACUGUAUUCCGAUAUGUUAAUUAUUUCCAAGUCAUCGACAACGAGAACAAAACACUGUUCACGGUGACUGAACCUACUUAUGAAUCGCUGAAGAAUGUGGGAAAUUUCAAGACCAAGCACGUGCAAACCAACAGGAUUAGAAGCCAAAUCGAUGAUGAACUGAAGAUAAGUGGGGAGGUGGUUAACGUAAGAGGUGCGGAAGGUAGCCGGAUUGAAGGGAAAGAAAUAAUCUGGAAUGCAGAUCAAGACAUCUAUUUAAAGAGCAUUAAUGGCUCUAUAGUGCUAUCUGGAAGUGAUGGAGUAUACCUGGACUUCAAAAGGAUACCGGUGGCCAAAUUAGGAGCGAAUAUCUAUGCCACUUCGCAGUUCAAACUGUGCGUUUGUAUGCCUGAAGGAAAAUUAUUCAGAAUACCAGUGGCCAACAUUAAUGAGAAAGUGUACUGUCAUCACGUUAGUAUGAUGCAGAAUCCUUGUAGUCGUUAUUAUUAGAGUAUGUUAAUCUGAAGAUGAUAGAAGUAGGUGUUCGACCGAAGCUAGAUCUCGUCUUCAGCAAAGAAAGGAAAGACCGAGAGUUUCGAAAAAUCACCACUCACGAGAAGUUUUCUGAAGAUAUCGCGUUUCAGUGGAAUAAAACAUAAAGUUUGUAACAAAGGAUGCUAAUGUACGUUAACAUAUACAUAACAUAACAGGCGGUUAGUUCAUUCUUUUCUGAAGAAAUCAAUUAGGUACGCAGGAAUAUCUUUGAGCUACGAGUAUCAUUAUACAUAAUUUUGUUAGAAGGAGAAUUCUAUAGGACAAGCAUUCUGAAACAGAAAGCCUAGUUUACUAUAGAUGUACACCAGUUUUCGUUAAAAAUUCAUAAUUGCUGUAAUCGAUUUCAUCUACUGGACUAUAUAUAAAAAUUUGAUUAGAACCAAGGCAAGGUCACAACUUAUAAAAAACAAAGUCAGUGACGCAAAGGCUCGUUAUUUUUAUAACACAACCCUCAUUUUCUAUUUACUCGGCAUUCGGCUUUGGCCGAAGGUUCUGUAGUAAGCCAAACAUCGACUUCGUCAAAAAAAUGUACCUUCGGUCGGACCGUAGAUUGAAGUGCGAUUCAUGGCGACUCGCUUGUCAUUUGUUGUUUGAUAUCCUGAUUAAAGCCAAGACGCGUCAAAUAACAGCAUCAAAAAGGUGCAUAGGAGAAUUCUCUCCGGAAUAAAAUACAAGUUUCUAGACAAAUAUAUUGCGAUUACAGAAAGAUGUUUUGUAGCACAAUAAUACUUACCUAUAGAGGUUAAACUGUAUUUUAUUUUAAUAUGUGAUCUCAAUGAUGAUAAUAUCGUUAUAUGUUUGUAUGAUAGAGGAAAUAUCUAAUAAAACGUAUUGUUAUAAUGCUGGAAAUUCAUUAGCUACAUACAUUUAGUACAAAAAAGUAGGGUAUAUUGUACCGCUUUUUUAAUUAUACCACCUCAGUACUUACUGAAUUGCAAAUUUCUAACACCUGUUUGAUGCCUCAUGGCGACAAAUUUGUUGGUUUCUGUAAAAAGUAUUGAUGCAGUAUGAAAAUAAAACAAGCCUUUGUGACCAAAAUAAUCGCUCUGGCAGUUGGGGUGGCAAUUUUCGUAACUAUUACAAGAUUUUAGGAAAUUAAAAUUUGACCUAUCGUUUUAAGAGAUAAAUAAUAGAACAAUUUGUACCAAUGUUUGGUUUGUUGAAUUGUACCGAAAUACCUUAUAGGAGAUAUGAUCAAUACAAUCAUUACGUGAUAUUUGUGAUUUCUGUGCCUAAGUAAAACAAAUAUCGUCAGUUAUUUGUUGUGCUUACGAUUUGUUUUACGAGUGCCCCAAAUCGGUGAUUCUUAUGUUUUGAGUUCUGUGAAUGAAACUUACCAAUUUAUAUUCGAUCUUGUUUAGUUCUGUCGAGUAAAAUUUUGUCACAUCUAGUUUCCUAAUGGAUGAUCUCUGUGCACUGGUUACCUAAAUUAAUUCUUAAAUUAACAAUGAAGAUUUAAUGCUUUCUGGUAAGGUACAAUUUGGGAUUCG